ACAAGAAAGAUAGAAUCGUUGCUAUAGUAGGACUCAUGUAGAGGCGGAACCUUUAAAUAAAAAUACAUUUGUUUCUACACGGAGCAUUAGUUUGUGUGCAUCGGUGGCGCGAGAUUUUUUAUUAUUAUUACACAGUGACAGUUGAAAUGAAUGAUUAAGUAAACUUUAUUUAAAGUAAUUUAGAAGCAAUAGAAAGUAGUCGCCCAUUGUUAAAGUGCAAUUUUACCAGCUGAAGUGACCAUGAAGUUCCGAGCGAAGAUAAAUGACGUGGGAUGUCUCAAUCAUUUCACACGUAGGUGUGGUGAAUACUAUUACAAAACUCACAAAGACCUGUGUCGUACGACUUACUAUCAACAACAUUUUCUUCGUCCUUUCUGGAAAAGUCGCCAAUGGAGGGGUUAGUAUGUGGUGUGAGUUACUACAGGUAAAUUUUUUUGAUGAAUAUCAACUGGAAGGUGUGUCAGAAGAUGCUAAUGAAAUAUGUUUAGAAGUAAAUCCAGAGAACUUAUCCAGAGCUUUAAAAACUGCACAGAAUGCCAAGUCCGUCAAAAUAAAACUGACAAAGAAGCACUAUCCAUGCCUCACUCUGGCUGCAGAACUGCCUUCCCUCUCAUCCAUUAGUCGCAUUGUCACCCAUGACAUUCCCGUGGACGUCAUUCCCAGAAGGCUUUGGCAUGACUUUAAAGAGCCCAGUAUGCCAGACUUUGAUGUUAGCAUAUAUUUACCCCCUCUGAAGACUAUGAAGAGUGUGGUAGACAGAAUGAAGAACCUCUCCAACUAUUUGGUAGUGGAGGCUAACCUAUGUGGUGAAAUGAAUCUGAAGAUUGAAACUGAUCUUGUGUCUGUGACAACACACUUCAAAGAUCUUGGCAAUCCUCCAUGGGGGGCCUCACAGUCUCAAAGUCAGAGCAGAGAUGUGGAGGCCAUGGCACAUGCUCGAGUGGAUAUUAGGAAACUUCAGCAAUUCCUUAUGGGGCAGCAGGUCAAUCCAACCAAGUCCAUGUGCAAUAUUGUUGACAAGAGGAUUAUUCAUUUGAUUCUCCUUCAGGAAGAUGUGUCUCUUCAGUACUUCAUCCCAGCUGUGGUGUAGUGGGAAUUUUUUUUAAUUCAGAUUUACUUUCCACACUGAUCAAUUCUGAUAAAAGGCAGUGUCCAAUGAGCAUAUCCCUGCCAACAGAGUAUUUUACAACUAGUACAGAGAACUUGUGACUGAUUUCCAGGUAAAAUUUAUGAGGAA
Ictalurus furcatus (blue catfish) is the source of this 1237-nucleotide messenger RNA. RefSeq names its product HUS1 checkpoint clamp component (gene hus1). The transcript is spliced from 8 exons. The record is from RefSeq and is a predicted model, not a curated record. Lineage: Eukaryota; Metazoa; Chordata; Actinopteri; Siluriformes; Ictaluridae. Bases 263 to 1090 code for a protein of 275 amino acids. Gene Ontology annotation, cellular component: site of double-strand break; checkpoint clamp complex; nucleolus. Gene Ontology annotation, biological process: mitotic DNA replication checkpoint signaling; double-strand break repair via homologous recombination; telomere maintenance.